UGAAUGGCAUGCUGGGGCUGGUUAAAGCCGAGGCUAUGGGGCAUGUGAAUCACCUGAAGCUGCUGAAAAGCUUCCCCGUAUUCCCCACUAAUUUCCCGCUAAUCGUUAACUAAUGUGACGCUAAAACCAGGGUAUGCUUUAUUUAAUCGACCAAUCUUUAGCGGUCUAAAUUUCAUCUCCAGCUCCGUUAUAGUAAAUCCCUUUUGUCAACUUUCCUUUGCGCCAAAAUCAAACCGAUAUGAAACUUCCCAACCAUGUAAAAAUAUCAUCCAAAAAUGGCACCGAACAAUACCAACGAUACCAACCAAUCCCUAACCCACGAAAUUCUCUCGCGCGCCCACAGCCCCGACAGCACAAAUCGUAUCUUCACCGAGAAGAUCCAACACCGGCCCCUCUUCCUGAAGCCGACGUCUCCCCCACCAUCCUCCAAUGCGCGCGAUGCCCGUCGGAAAGCUCGUGACGAGAAACAGAGGAAACUCAAACCAAAGCCAUUAUCAGCGCGGCAGCGGCGACGACUCGGUCUCUACGACGUACCUAAGGCGAACCAGAAGUACGAUAUAUACGAGCCGCUAAACCAUCUUUGGUUGGGUUACGUGCGCGAAAUACUAGGCGGCGAACUAUACGGGGGAGGGCAAGGUGCCGCGGCGAAAUUAAGUGCGGCGGAUUUCCACGGCGCUGAGGUAGAAGUCUCUCGUAGUAGCUGCCCUAGUCGCGUGGGAAUCCAAGGCAUCGUGAUUAAGGACGCGAGGUUUGUGUUUGAAAUCAUCACGAGAAAAAACCAGGUUAAGACUGUACCGAAAGAGAAAACCGUUUUUCGAGUUUGCGUUCCGCCUGUAGAGGAAAAGGGCAACGGUGCGCAAGAACGGAAACCAUUCGUCUUUGAGAUAUAUGGAGACCAGUUUCAAUACCGUUCGGCAGAUCGCGCGACGAAGAAGUUCAAACAACACUACCUGAAAGAUCUUUAAGAUCACCCUUCAUCGACGGAUCUUCAUGUAUAAUUUAGAUAUAUUACGCCUUAGGACGCAGUCAUCAUCAAAUUAGCGGACGCCUAUUAUCUGUCUAGGCUCUACAGCGCCACAUAUGGCCUGAACGACUAGCGUCCUGCGGCCUAAAUACCCUAAAAUCCAGGGGCAUUGCGACGUCUGCAUAGCUGGCUGCUACCUGAUACGCUAUAACAGCACAGUUCUUG
Hypoxylon trugodes is the source of this 1189-nucleotide messenger RNA. RefSeq names its product ribonuclease P protein subunit p29. The coding region runs from base 276 to 965 and encodes 229 amino acids. Gene Ontology annotation, biological process: rRNA processing; tRNA 5'-leader removal. Lineage: Eukaryota; Fungi; Ascomycota; Sordariomycetes; Xylariales; Hypoxylaceae. The record is from RefSeq and is a predicted model, not a curated record. Gene Ontology annotation, cellular component: ribonuclease MRP complex; ribonuclease P complex. The transcript has a single exon. Gene Ontology annotation, molecular function: ribonuclease P RNA binding.